CUCUGACUUGGUUCCUGAAGAAGGUUCUCUUCCUUGAUGCCAGACACCAGUCAGCUAAGAAUGCAAUGAUCAUCUGGAUUUGACUGGCAAAGCUGCAGUCUAGGCCAGACUUCCUUGGAUGUCCCAGUUAAUUCAGAUUCUUCAGUUGUGGAGCUGUACUGUUGGGACCAUGAGUUGGAAAAAUCAAGACAAUAUUCUUACCAGAAGAAAGAUGGCAGAAACCAGUUCUCCCACAAAUAUCAAGGAAAAGAUUAAUGCAAUCCGAUCAGUUGUUCCAAACAAAAGCAAUAACGAGAUUGUUUUAGUGUUGCAGCAGUUCGAUAACAACGUAGACAAAGCUGUUCAAGCUUUUAUGGAUGGUAGUGCAAUUCAGGUUCUGAAAGAAUGGAAUUUGACAGGGAAAAAGAAGAACAACAGGAGAAAAAGAAGCAAAUCUAAACAGCACCAAGGCAAUAAAGAUCCUAAAGAUAAGAAUGAUGGACCUGAGAAGGUUUCUCAGGAACCCCGGGGAAUACAUGGCUGCCACCUGAAUGGAUGCUAUAAGGACAACUCCUGCAAUGAUUCUGCCGAUGAGAAAUUGGAAGCCACUUGUCUUAAGAAUAAAGGCGCAAUAUUUGUAGAGUCAGCACCAGUCUGUCCAGAAAUCACAGACAAAGAACAUCAGAGAAUAUCCAUGGAAUUAAACCCAAAGUCUGUGAAUGGAGCAGAACAGUGCGAGUCUCCUCAGUCAUCAGUUCAACUUCAGUGUAAUCCAGGCAGGCCAAAGUCAAAGUCUUCCUCAGUUAAAUCAUCCAACUCUACAACCCACCUUGAAACAAAGCCGGAUGAUUCAAUGAAAAAGAGAGGGCCAAACAUUGAAAAAUCAUUGAAAGAUUUGCAGCGCUGCACUGUUUCUCUAACCAGAUACCGCAUGAUGAUCAAAGAGGAAGCAGAUAAUUCAGUGAAGAAGAUUAAAGCUGCGUUUGCAGAAUUACAUGGCUGCAUCAUAGACAGAGAAGUGUCAUUAAUGGCAGAACUUGAUAAAGUUAAAGAAGAAGCCAUGGAAAUCCUGACUGCUCGGCAGAAGAAAGCUGAGGAGCUGAAGAGACUGACAGACCUAGCCAGUCAGAUGACUGAGGCACAACUGUCUGAACUCAGGGCCGAAAUUAAGCACUUUGUAAGUGAACGGAAAUAUGAUGAAGAGCUGGGCAGGUCUGCCCGAUUUUCCUGUGAUACAGAGCAGCUGAAGACCCAAAUUCAGCUGUGUGGAGAGAUUUCUCGCCCAAAGAACAAUUAUUCCUCAAGAACACCGUGUAGUUUGGUGCUGUCUUCAAUGACUUCACAAGCAAUAACUUGCAAGCAAAAUAUACACACUCGAAAAUCCUCUAAUAAUGCCAAGAACUCUGAUAAUAGAGCAGCCAGCACUAAAGUUCAAAGUAAUCUUUCUUCCAAUCCUACAGAAUCCUCUCCCCAAGGAAUCCCAACAAAUAAGCAGAAUGGGCCUUCUAGCCAGAGGCGAAGAUUCAACCCUCAGCAUCAAAACACUCGACUCAAUGGAUCUCAUAAGUCACAAGCCACCAGUAAUGAGGCAGAUCCAAGUAAUGUAAAGAGUGGUUCCAGGUCUGAACACAGAAGACAGCAGCAUAACAGCUUCAGACCUAAAAACAAAGGAGCUAUGAAAAAUCAAGAGCAGUCCACAACUACAAGGACCACAGAGAAUCUGACACAAACCGAUGGAAAGCCUCAAAACCGACGGAAGCAUCAUAUAGCAGACACCACAGAUCACAGGCCCUUCCGAGGCAGUGUUGGCAGGGUGUCGCAGUGCAAUUUAUGCCCUGCAAGGAUAGAGGUCUCUGCCGAUGCCACUGUUCUUUCAGUGCCAGCUGUGACUUUGGUGGCUUAAAAUGUCACAGUGAAGGCAGGCAGAGAAAUUUAAUCUCUUAAUUUUAGUUUACUGCUCAAAAUGCUUUUUGAAACAGUGAAGAAAAUAAGUCAGAACACAGUCAUUUUAAAUCUGUUGCUGCUUAAAACUUGAUAUCUUUAUUACUUACUAAUUAUCAACAUUAAUUCAUACUUUCAAGGCUUUGCCCAAUAUGCUCAGAGUUAUUUUGUCAUAACAGUACAGAAUUUUACCAAAGCAGCAUUUACUUUUUAGAAGAAUGAAAUCUAGAUUGAAAAAAUAAAUUGAAGAUUAAAUUCACAAUAGGAAAAGACCUGUUGUAGAUACAUGGUUAUGCCAGAAAAAGUUAUUGUUUUUUAGAGCAACCAGUGUUAGGAAAGAUCUCAAGAAGUUUGCAUGCUCUGGUCUGCAAUGAAAUCAAAUAAUCUUUUAGAAUUUUUGUGAAAAAAAAUCUAUACACCUUUCUGUGUUUGUAUAUGUGUGUGUGUAUAUAUAUACACAUGCAUACAUACAUGAGCACACACACUGUAUACACACAGCAUUGUUACAUACAAGAAAAUUUGAAAAAGUAAUACAUUUGAUUUUUUGCUUAUUAUUCCAUAACCUGAGAUCUUUAAAUUCAAGUAUAAAUUCUAUUAAAUAUACUACAUAUUGGUAUUUUUCAUUGACAAACUAUUUUUAUGAGGCUGAGAAAAAUGCUCAGUUCUUAAGUUUGGAAUGUAUAUAGUCAUGGCUAUUGAGAUGCACAACCCUGCUUUCCAUCCUUAUCAGUCACUUUUCUAUGGCUGGUUGGAUUUUUUUUUUUUUUUUUUUUUGCAUAUGAGAAGUUGCAGGUGUUCUAGACUUGAAUUCAAAUUAUUUUUCUAUAUUUUUGCUGUAGGAACCAUCUGUCCUAUACAAGAGCUAUGACUCUAAUAUAAUUGCUUACAGCAACAUUCAGCAGAACGUGGAGGUACAUAUUUGAGCAGAUACCACAUUCUUCUGAGUUUUCUAUUAAAAUAAAAAACUUAGUGUUAAUGUCUGAUUCUGUAUUUCAGAAAACUUGUUUCUUUCAAAAAAUUAAAAUCUCCUUUAUAAAAUAAUACGGUGUUUGCUGCUUUGCAGUAACUAACCACUUGCAAUCUUACUCGAUCUCUAGUCACUUAAUUCAGUGGUUAUCAGUGGGUGGCUUUCAGCUGAGUUUGGAUUGGCUAGGCAUUUGCUUUUAGCUAAAUGCUACUACCACAAGAGCACAGAACAGCACCUUCCUACAUAAGAGCCCCUGGAUGUAUUUGUAAUAUGAGUUAUUACUUAAUAUAGUAAAGUGUCAGAAUCCAGACCUGGCAUCAUGUGAACUAGAGGCCUGGGGAUUAGAAUCACAAAGAUCUUUAAGGUCUUUCCCACUGUGGUCAAUAAGAGUAGAAGACUUGAAGUUUGUUCCUAGGUAUUUCUUUGCUAUUGCUCUUUGCCAUUUUCCUCUGCCUGAUUUCUGUUAGCUGACUGCACGCUUCCUUAGUACUGACUGUUCUACUUGUCCUGUGCAGCACUCAAAAAACUAACUCAAAGUGUAAAGUGAGGCCCAUUCCUUAUGGACAGUUUUGCUUAUUUUUGUUUGUUUCUUGAUACCUAUAAAGUUUUUCACAUGUGGAUAUUGGUAGCAUAUGGUACUAGAAGACAAAUGUGUCAUCUUCAUCUGGAACUCUAGUGGAAGAUAAUCAAAAGUGCAUAGGUAAAUAUUGGGUUUCUUAGUAUUACAGGCACUACUUCUACAAGGUCGAUCAUGAGGAUUUUGGACUGAAUGUUUUGAGUAUAUGGAAUGGGAAGUUAUAGAAUCCAGGAGCUGAAGUGUGUUGUGCACACCCAUCAGAAGGGUAGCUUUUCCAAAAUUUGUCCAGGGUCUCUCAGUAAGGGAUGCAAUUAUAAAUUCCAUGCAGAUAUUACACAGGAAGCUUGUUAUAUUGUGCUUAAAUAAUUGUCAAACUUCUUUUACGAAGAGAUUUUUUUCUUCCCCAGGGAAAAAAAGUCUAGAUUAUCUACAGUGAGUUUUACUCCUUCCUUGAAGUUCUUCCACAUAACAGGAUUACUGGAAAUUGUUUUAUUCCGUAAGUCUACUUCCUCACAAACAAGCUUUUGCAAAAUAAAUAAAAUCUGUAACGUAAAUCAUAACUCAGCGCAACAGGACUACUGCUAAGUACCAGCUAUCCUUUGAUGUGCUACAGGCUCAAUAUCCAACAGAUCCAGGACUAACAGGUGAGAGGCAGCAUUUCUCUUCAGUGUGCUGCAGACACAUCUGUGUGGGUUUGGUGCGGCUUGGAACACAUCAGGCUGAGCGCUCCAGGUGUGUUUUUAUAUUGGAAUACAUAUUUUAACUAUGUUACUUGGCUGGGCUCUGAAACCUAGUUUUGUCCAAACAGUAUCCUGUAUCUUUCAGUUCUUGUGUUGCUGUACCCUUUGACUUGUGUCUGCGAGUUUCUAGGAGCUUUUUACUGCUCACAAUACUUGUAAUUAAUUGGAUGCUCUUGUGCUUGUCUUCAACAGAAGUGAUUUUUAUCUUCUAAUAACAGAGCCAGCUAUGUGUGGUACUCCUCUUCAUGUGAGAGAUUCCUGCAGGAGUCAGUGAGGGAAUUCUUAAGGGCAGGACAGAGCUUGACUUUCAGCUUUUCAGGCCAGCAAGUGCAAAAAGACCCCAAUUUGUAAAGCAAACAAAGCUGUUUAGAAUUGCUCAGACACAAACAUGAAACCACACACUGUCUUUUGUACACUCUUGAAAGAGGAAACACACCUUAAAGAGCAGUAUUUUGAAGCAGUUUGGAUUCAUUUCUCUCUUGUGUGAGAUUAAAUUGAGGCUAAGGGCAGAGCUCAGCAUAAGGAAGGACCAGAUAGGCAGUUAGAAAAGUAACAUUGUUAACAUAACCAAACUACUUGGAAACCUUAAAUUACUUAGGCAUGUUUGAGGG
Messenger RNA from Rhea pennata, 4815 nucleotides. RefSeq names its product spermatogenesis associated serine rich 2 like (gene SPATS2L). Lineage: Eukaryota; Metazoa; Chordata; Aves; Rheiformes; Rheidae. The record is from RefSeq and is a predicted model, not a curated record. Bases 119 to 1882 code for a protein of 587 amino acids. The transcript has 14 exons. Gene Ontology annotation, cellular component: cytoplasm. Gene Ontology annotation, molecular function: protein binding.